Messenger RNA from Sinocyclocheilus grahami, 816 nucleotides. RefSeq names its product DNA-binding protein inhibitor ID-2-like. Bases 108 to 515 code for a protein of 135 amino acids. Gene Ontology annotation, molecular function: transcription regulator activity; protein dimerization activity. Lineage: Eukaryota; Metazoa; Chordata; Actinopteri; Cypriniformes; Cyprinidae. The transcript has 3 exons. The record is from RefSeq and is a predicted model, not a curated record. Gene Ontology annotation, cellular component: cytoplasm; nucleus. Gene Ontology annotation, biological process: circadian regulation of gene expression; cell differentiation; negative regulation of transcription by RNA polymerase II.
ACAGCUCGCUAAUCCACUGCGUUUGCUUCGACAGCCCAGCGCAAAGAGGAGAUCUCGAACACAAAAGCGACUCUUCCAACGAAACCGUCUCGUUCAGAGGUGUCAACAUGAAGGCAGUAAGCCCAGUCAGGUCUUUCCGGAAAAGCAGCGCGAAUGUGACGGAGCACAGUCUGGGAAUCUCACGGAGCAAGACCCCCGUGGACGAUCCCCUAAGCCUGCUGUACAACAUGAACGACUGCUACUCCAAACUGAAGGAACUGGUGCCGAGUAUCCCGCAGAACAAAAACGUGAGCAAAAUGGAAAUCCUGCAACAUGUCAUCGACUAUAUCCUGGACCUUCAGAUCGCACUUGACUCAAAUUCCGCAAUCACCAGCCUGCAUCACCCGCGAGCGGGGCAGGGGACAUCCAGAACACCCCUGACAACACUCAACACAGACAUCAGCAUCCUCUCAUUACAGACACCUGAGUUUCAAUCAGACUUGAUCACAGAGGACAGCAGGACGCUUUACCGUUAAUCAGGUGUUUGGUUAAGACACAAGAACACACAGGACCUGGGAACUGGCUUUUCCUCUGAUUUCUCUUCUCAGUCUGGAGUUUUUUUUUUCUUCUUCUUCUUUCCUGUAAUUGAAUCGAGAGACUUUUUUGCUUCUAAAAGGACAAUCCAUGUGAUGUGUUAUAAGUUCGGACAUUGAUUAUUUAUCUUCUAAAAAGACCUAUUUGGUCCUUUCUUCAAGAAAAGGAAGAAGCACUAUAUUCCCUGAAAAUAGGAGGGAAACCUGUAAAUGAUCACAAGGAACCUUUUCUCUGCAUUGAGAA